This is a messenger RNA of Stereum hirsutum FP-91666 SS1, 609 nucleotides long. RefSeq lists its product as uncharacterized. The record is from RefSeq and is a predicted model, not a curated record. NCBI's taxonomy places the organism in Eukaryota, Fungi, Basidiomycota, Agaricomycetes, Russulales, Stereaceae. The transcript has a single exon. The coding region runs from base 1 to 609 and encodes 202 amino acids.
AUGUCUAUACUCGCCAAUAUCACCUAUCGCCGGUGCAGUCUCCAGGCGGCCUGCAUGACUGCUCCAGCCACCACCGCCGUGAACCACCACCACGCUCUUGGCCACUCCAGUCGCCCCGCAGAAUCCCGGAAUUCUAUCUACAUCGCACCAGAAAGACCUCACGAUCCCGCUGUGAUCCCCAUCACAAUACGACCUUCCGCAUCCACCUAUGUCGCCGCCUCGCCUGAAGUCGCUUCUACUGCAUCCUCUGUCUCUGCCAUCUCAUCCUCGCCUAAAUCAUUUCCCGACUCCUACUGCUCUUCGAUUCCGGAGAGGAGAUUCACCACCUCGGAGCUCGCCGAACCUGCCAGUAUCUCCAAAAUCUACGAGACACUCGACGCCGCUUCGCACCUUCAUCGCCGUGGCCCGACUUUUACCUCUACGAUGGCGCCAUGUCUCAACUACACAUCAUCGCUGUGCACAUUAUCUGCACCUCAAAUUAUUCCUAUCGUCGACGACCUCGUUUCUGUUUUGGACGCUGAGCUUGCUGCUAAUCGUGCGGAGUAUGCCAGCUGGCAAGCGAAGUAUCAGGCUUUGAUGUACUCUCCGCUGAAUGUCGCCGACGACUAG